Ruditapes philippinarum (Manila clam) is the source of this 767-nucleotide messenger RNA. RefSeq lists its product as uncharacterized. Lineage: Eukaryota; Metazoa; Mollusca; Bivalvia; Venerida; Veneridae. The record is from RefSeq and is a predicted model, not a curated record. The transcript is spliced from 5 exons. Bases 1 to 564 code for a protein of 187 amino acids.
AUGAAACUUCGUCGACCAGGAUGCAAGUGUCUUGGAUGCUGGUUGCAACACAAGAACGUACCGCCACUUAAUAGUGAAUAUGAGGUUUUUGAUACAUAUACUGAAGUAUGUCAUAUUUUUCUUAGUGUAAUGCUGGUUCCUAUAGUCAAAACUGCUCGAAAAGGUGUAGUGUGCAUUGUGCAGGUGGACACGGAAAUUGCAAUACUAUCAAUGGACAUUGUCGAUCAGGUUGUAAUCCAGGGUGGACUGGCACACUUUGUGACAAAGAUACCCGAUGAUGUUUUUUUUUUAAUCUUUAUUACUUAUCUAUUAUAUACAAGCAUUUGCAUGUAUAUAUUGUCAUAUUUUUCUUCUUAUCUUUUCUAUAACUUGUCAACAAAUAUAUAUUUACUUAAAAGCAUAAUUUUGAAAAUAGAGUGUAAUGCUAGUUUCUAUGGUCCAAACUGCACGGACAAGUGCAGUGAACAUUGUGCAGGUGGACACGGAAAUUGCAAUACUAUCAGUGGACAUUGUCGAUCAGGUUGUAAUCCAGGAUGGACUGGCCCACUUUGUGACAGAGUUUAACUAAAUUAAUUAUCUAAAGGAUAAUUCGCAUAAACGUUUCAUAUACACAUGCUAUUUAUAUUUGCAAGUUCAUUUAUUGUAUAUGUCAUUUAAAUCACCCAGCGGAUUAUCGCAAUAUAUAGCAAGUAAUAAAUUACAGCAAAAUGAUGUUUACUCUUUUUGUAAUAUAACGCACGAGUAACAAUGAACACAUUACCUCGAGA